CCUCACUCCAGGAAGUACCCAAACGUACCUAAUAAAUAGAGAAGCCGUAUAUUGACAGACUGCGCAAUUGCCAGAGACGCUUCUUCUCCAGUCAAGUGUCUCAAGGAUCAGAUGGGGGCUGUCAUGAAGACGGGAGCUAUGACGGCAGAUUUUUAAGUAGAAAGUACUUUUGGGGAUGCUACAAGAUAUAUUAUCACCCUCUGUCUAGACAACCUCUAAGUGUCUGUGAGGUAUUCCUGAUUACCAUUCUCCUAAAAAUUGCAAGAAAAUUCCAAGGAUAGUGCUUCGUGUCUCACCAAGUUAUUUCAAAGGGAAAAAAGGCUUAAGAAUGCGCUUGACAGCACUAAGAGAUUAUUCCCAAGUGUGUAACCUGAGGGCUGUGGGAAAUUUCCUCAAGGCUCUACUGACUGCAAGCUCCAACCUGAAUAAACAGCCAACCUCAUUUAUUCCUCUGUCGAAUGAGGACGAUGGUAGAUCACCAUCUACCUGAUGUAGACCACCAGGCGUUGUAGGGACAGUCACCUUCAGCUUUUGCACGCAACCAGAUGAUUCGCCUUCGGGCUCUGAGCCUUUAAAGCGCUUCACUAGAUCUUUAUCUGUAUUGGUCCAGGCCCUUCAGUCAAGCAGAAAGCUUAUAAGGCAGCUUUGAUUAAACAUGACCUCCUUGUUUGCUCAAGAAAUUCGCCUUUCUAAGAGACAUGAAGAAAUAGUAUCACAAAGAUUAAUGUUACUUCAACAAAUGGACAAUAAAUUUAUAGAUGAAAACAAGGGAAAGGCAUCUCAGAUGCAAGCAGCUGAGACUGCUCUUAAAAGGAACCUCAGUCUUUUAAUGGAUAUAGAAGCCGCAGAAAAGUCUCUGCAGACCCGGAUUCACCCAAUUCCAUCACCAGAGGUGGUUUCUCUUGAGACUCUUUACUGGGCAUCAGUAGAAGAAUAUAUUCCCAAAUGGGAACAGUUUCUUUUAGGAAGAGCACCAUAUCCUAUCGGUGUUGAAAAUGAAAAUGAAGCAGAAAAUACCGUUCAGAAUGAGGCACAGUGAUAACUUCUUCACAUACUCUUUUCAAAAAAAAAAAAAAAACCUUUUUAGUACAGCUGAGUAUUAAAGAAUACGCAGGUCAUUUCGGGUGCCUUAGGAAUCGAAUAUGUUCAUAUUGUCCCGUUACCUCCUCGAUGACAUGAAGAUAAGAGAAUCAGCUGACAAAUCUCAGGUUCUAUCACUUUGAGACCUACUCUUCAGAGUCAUGAAUUUGCUUUCUGCCAAACCCAUGGAAGUGUUAAGAGCUAAUACUGAAAGCUGGACUGUUUAUUAAGUAAGUUGCUAAGUAAGUGUUACAUGUGUCCUUCUUUAAAAAAAAAAAAUCAUUUAUAAUCAUUCUCAUCUAAACAAUGAAUACUUGUUCUGAUUUUACAUUUUCUAGAAUCAUUUUGGCUUUUUUAUUAUGGGGAUUGGGUUCAGCACAGAAUCCAAGUGGCUGUUGGCCAUUACAGUUUCCUUUAACAAAUGGAAAAAAUAGAGGCACUGAACUGCUUCAAUAUAGUAUGUUAGACAAUGGAUUUACAGGAUUUUGUCCCUUAUAGAUAAUCAAACCUCUGAAGGUUCCUGAGGAAAGAACUAAACUACAAAGCAUUUGAGAAGUAGCCAGUUUCAGCGGGGCUCAGACUUGGUUCAGAAAAAGGUCACCUAUUAGAGCUGGAAAUGGUAUUGGAUUUUGACUUAGUUAGUUAAGGACUACCAACUCUGUGAAUGCAAGUAACUCCCCUCAUCUUUUCAUCGUUAAACUUGCCCUUCCCUCUCCUUUGUUUUCUUUAUUUCCUAAACAACUGUCAGAAAGCUUUGCCGCUCCCCAGUCCUCCACUGCUAGAGUGCUCGAAAAUUUUUUUUUAAUUUUUCUGACUAUAGACGCAGCUCCUGCUAGUAAGGGGAGUCUAUGCUCAUUACAAUUCAAGAGUAUAAAAAUUUCAAACUGGUGUGUGUUUUUACAUGAAGACAGUAGGACAAGCUUUAAACAAACAAACAAACAAAACCUAUAUUGAAACGUCCAUUGUGCUGAUCAGUUCCUUUAAACUACCAUCUUGGAAAUAUCCUGUUGAGUGGGUGUUGGUGUGGGUAACAAUAAUGUUGUUUUCAUAAUAUGCGCUGGCAGAUUAGCACACUUCUCUACAGUGUUAACAGUUGUAAUUAAGGAAUAAACAGCACAGAGUGUCAGUCCGAUGACAAUUUCAUCUAUAGUGUCACAAUACAAAAUGUCACAAAAUAUUAGAACUGUUAUAUAACUAUAAAAAGUAUCGGCUUAAAAGCUGAAAGCCUUAAAAAGAGAGAGAGAGAGAGA
Mustela erminea (ermine) is the source of this 2330-nucleotide messenger RNA. It is a transcript of the gene CEP15, whose product is annotated as chromosome 1 C3orf14 homolog. NCBI's taxonomy places the organism in Eukaryota, Metazoa, Chordata, Mammalia, Carnivora, Mustelidae. The coding region runs from base 656 to 1039 and encodes 127 amino acids. The transcript has 7 exons. The record is from RefSeq and is a predicted model, not a curated record.